AUGGCCAGAAGAGAAGCACAUAAUCGUGAUCGUGAUGGUGAUCCUGUUGCUUUAUUGGAUUUCAAGUCAAAAAUUCAGCAUGACCCUUAUGGGAUUACGAACUCAUGGAAUGACUCUCAUGAUUUCUGCUCGUGGAAGGGAAUUCUAUGCGGUCGCAAGCACAAAAGAGUGACCAGCAUAGAUCUUCAAAGCAGAGGCUUGGUUGGCUUCUUGUCACCUUUUCUUGGAAACCUCAGCUUUCUUCGUACGUUGAUGCUAAGUAACAACACCUUCCAAGGUGGAAUCCCUCCCCAGUUUGGAAAUCUCUUCAGGCUGCGGGAACUGUAUCUGUCACGGAACUCCCUGGAAGGCGAAAUUCCGAGCAAUCUAUCCCAGUGCUUCAAGCUUUUGCAUCUUAACCUAAGCUCCAAUAAGCUAGUUGGGAGUAUACCGCCAGAAUUUGGUUCUCUGAGGAACCUUGAAUCCCUCGUGAUUCGCAACAAUAGCCUAACAGGAAUUAUCCCACCUUCCAUGGGGAAUCUUACUUCCCUGAGUAUACUAUCUGCGGCCAUAAAUCAUUUGGAGGGAAAAAUUCCCGAAGUAUUAGCUCAGUUGAAAACGUUAAAACGCAUUGCAUUUGGCGGAAACAGACUAAAUGGUAACAUCCCUGUUUCUCUCUAUAAUCUUUCUCAACUGGAGGUUUUGUCUCUGCCAGUUAAUCAGCUACAUGGAACUCUUCCUUCAGCAUUAGGUCUCAUGCUUCCUCAGCUUGAGUAUCUCCAGUUGAGAGACAAUCAGUUCUGGGGGGUACUUCCAGCCUCUUUGUCGAAUGCCUCUGAGCUAGGCUGUAUCGACAUUGGAGACAAUGGAUUCAGCGGCAGAAUAGCAGUUGAUUUUGGAGGCCUGCAAAAUUUUAGUUUGCUAUAUGCUGCAAAUAAUAAUUUUGGAAGUGGGGAAGUACUGGAUGGAUUGCAGUUUCUCAGUACCAUGACAAACUGCAGCCAAUUAGUUGCAAUUGAACUAGCUCACAACCAACUAAAGGGGAUCUUGCCCAACAGUAUCGGUAACUUAUCAUCCCAAAUUUUGUCACUUAGACGAAACCAAAUAUACGGAGAAAUUCCUUCAACGGUAGGUAAUCUCAUCAGCUUAACGAAUUUAUUUCUUGACAGUAAUCAACUCACAGGGACAGUUCCUAGUACAAUUGGUUAUCUUCACAAAGUCCAGCGGCUGUCUCUUCAGUCCAAUAAAUUGUCAGGAGAAAUUCCAGAGUCUGUAGGAAACCUCUCACUGUUGAAUGAACUAUAUUUAGCUGAUAACCACCUGGGGGGAUCCAUUCCACCAGCUCUUGGAAACUGCAAGCAGUUGUUACUCCUAGGACUUUCUAAAAACAACUUGAGUGGUACGAUACCAAAAGAGAUUUUUGGGAUAUCUUCCCUGUCCAUUUCAUUAGAUCUUUCUCAGAAUCAUUUAUCUGGAACCAUACCAUCAGAGGUUGGCAACUUGAAAAACUUAGAUGGAUUGGAUCUCUCACAAAAUCACCUGUCGGGUGAACUUCCUGGGACCUUUGGUGGUUGUAGUAGCCUUGAAAUCCUUUCCCUUGCUGGUAACUCUUUCCAGGGAUCUUUUCCAGAAUUUAUCAGUUCUUUGAAAGGUAUUCAAAAUCUUAACCUUUCUAGUAACAAUUUUUCUGGACCAAUCCCCCAAUUUUUAGUAAGAAUGUCCAUAAAGUCCCUGAAUUUGUCCUUCAAUGAUUUUGUGGGCGAGCUACCAACACAAGGUAUUUUUGGAAAUGCCAGUGCAGUAUCAGUUGUUGGGAACAGGAGACUCUGUGGAGGCAUUCCUGAACUACAACUGCCAAAGUGCCACCCUCUGAGAGAGUCAAAGAAAAAUAAGAAGCUUCUCAGGUUCAUCAUACCAGUGGUAAUUACAAGUUCCUUCCUGGUGAUAGUGCUACAGACAACUUGUUCAGCUACUAAUGGUUUCUCUGCAGAAAAUCUAAUUGGUGCUGGUAGCUCUGGCUCCGUAUACAAAGGAGUGCUGACUGAAGGAGGAAACUUGUCAGUGGCUAUCAAAGUCUUUGACCUUCAACACCAUGGAGCCUUCAAGAGUUUUAUUGCUGAGUGUGAUGCAAUGAGAAACAUCCGGCAUCGGAACCUCGUGAAGAUUAUAAGUUCUUCCUCGGGUCUGGAUUUCCAAGGGAAUGAUUUUAAAGCUUUAAUCUACGAGUUCAUGCCCAACGGCAGUCUAGAAACUUGGUUGCAUCGAACAGAUGAACAUCAGCAGCACAUUUUUCCUAUACCAAACCUUCUUCAGCGAAUUAAUGUUGCUAUUGAUGUGGCUUGUGCGGUUGAUUAUCUACAUCAUCAUUGCCACAAGCAGAUUGUUCAUUGCGAUCUAAAACCAAGUAAUGUUCUACUGGACAGCGAUCUGACAGCCCAUGUUGGAGAUCUCGGGCUGGCAAAAUAUGUUCAUUCAGCUUCAAAUUUACAGGAAACGAGCUCUGCUGGAAUCAGAGGAACUAUUGGAUAUGUAGCUCCAGAGUAUGGCUUAGGUGCCGUGGUAUCAAGUAAUGGAGAUGUCUACAGCUUCGGAAUCCUAUUGCUGGAGAUGAUAACAGGGAGGAAGCCCACACAUCCUUUGUUCACUGGAGGCCUUGAUCUUCAUACAUAUGUUGAAAUGGCAAUUCCUGAGCGCGUGAUGGACAUUGUGGAUCCAGUACUUCUGAGUGAAGAUCACAGAAGAACUACAGCAGCCAAUAACAGAAGCAGUCCACUAGGGGAAACAAAAUGCAAUUUACUAGAGCAGUGUUUGAUUUCAUUGCUUAAAGUUGGCUUGGCUUGCUCCAUGCACUUGCCAGAAGAUAGAAUAAAUAUGACGCAAGUUGUUUGCAGAUUAAAAUCUAUCAAGGACACAUUUACCAUGGCAGAGCUUUGA
Molecule: messenger RNA, 2913 nt
Organism: Coffea eugenioides
Lineage: Eukaryota; Viridiplantae; Streptophyta; Magnoliopsida; Gentianales; Rubiaceae
Product: receptor kinase-like protein Xa21
Exons: 3
Coding region: 1-2913 (970 amino acids)
Biological process (GO): protein phosphorylation
Molecular function (GO): protein kinase activity; protein binding; ATP binding
Source: RefSeq, a predicted model, not a curated record